AUGAGUAAAUUGGAGAAUCCUACUAGUCCCGAUGUCAAAGACACAAGAACUACAUAUAUUCAAGAGCGUGGCCUUGUUCCGGAUUACGGAGACUAUGCGGGUACAGAUAAAGAAUAUCAUCUGAGAGUAGCAAGAGUAAACGAACUAAGACUAGAACUGGAGAACCUUACUACAGAACAGAAGACUGAACGAACAGAGCUUUCUGAGUUAGUCGAUCGACAUCACACCAACCUCAACCUCAGCACUGAUAAAAGGUGCAGAGAAAUCCAAGCAAAUUUGACGGCUACCGCCGUGAAGAACAUUCCAGACUCGUUACGAGAGUUGGCACAACAGAACCGUGUCAUGAAGCGAGAACUGCUCCUUCAUCAAGAUAGCAUCUACGAGACGGAGCAAGAGAUUGAGCAAAUCAAAGAGGACAUAAGGCAACUUCAGAGGCAAUUCAAAAAGAAGCCUGGGUACGUUGUUCCUGUAUCAACGGACAUUUGCACGCCUGACACAGAACUAAGCUUAGAUAUCCCCACCUACAAGAUGCUGCCAGUAUGAGUGGAUCGACCAGCGACCUUAUCGUCUAGUAGCAACUUUGAUACCAUUGAACAAUACUAAAUACUUGCUCGAUUAUUAAACAUAGUUUUAAUUUU
Molecule: messenger RNA, 638 nt
Organism: Bolinopsis microptera
Lineage: Eukaryota; Metazoa; Ctenophora; Tentaculata; Lobata; Bolinopsidae
Exons: 5
Coding region: 1-543 (180 amino acids)
Source: RefSeq, a predicted model, not a curated record